Molecule: messenger RNA, 3451 nt
Organism: Triticum urartu
Lineage: Eukaryota; Viridiplantae; Streptophyta; Magnoliopsida; Poales; Poaceae
Product: E3 ubiquitin-protein ligase BRE1-like 1
Cellular component (GO): nucleus; HULC complex
Molecular function (GO): ubiquitin protein ligase activity; metal ion binding
Source: RefSeq, a predicted model, not a curated record
CCCCCCCCACCGUGCCUCCGUUCCCCACCCCAGCUUGCCCUCUCCUCCGCCGUCUCUUCCUCCUCCCCUCCUCUCCUCUCCUCUUCACUCUGUGGAGCCUAGGCUCUUCGCACGGCGCACGCAUACGCACCUCACACCAAAACCACCGCUAAUUCUCACCCUCCCCAUCUCCUCGAUUCGAUCCGCCCCUCCAAAACCCCAAAUUCAGCCGCACAGCACAAAUCAAUUCCCCAUCGCCCCCGUGCCGCGAGCAAACCCUCGAAAUUUUGCUGCCUCCGAUCGAUCCCGUGGCCGGGUAGGGUUUGGGCGGUGGCGGCGGGCUGGGCCGGUGCUGCGCGUGCUCGUGAGGAUCGGUACGGGUGUUUGCGAGCUUGGUCUCCACCGCAUGCGGCGGAUUGGAGGCGGGGCGGCCAGUUAGGGUUAGAACCAUGGGGAGCACCGGCGAACCCGAUCGGAAGCGGCGGCUCUCUGGCUCCUUUGCGCAGGGUGUUGAUGCGGUGCCUCCUGCCAAGCGCCCAGCGCUUCCGCCUUCCUCCGACGACAAGAAGCUUGAUUUUGCUGUAAUUAAAUACAGAAACCAAAAGCUUUCAGAACAGCUAGAAGUCCAUAAGUCUGAGUACCAUGCCCUCGAGGGUAAAUUUGAUGAUCUCAAACAGAAACAGAAGUCUCACCAUGAGAUCCAAGAUCUUGUUAACAAGUCAUGGCAGCAUCUUGUGAGAGAUUUGAAGGCUAUCUCUGUUUGCAAAAGUGGAUCCCAAAAUUCUUCCUGCAGUGCAGUUCCUAGCAACGAGUCUACGGAUGGUGCAUGCAUCCGGAAAGACAAGGACUUCCUUAGCAGGCUCGUUGAGACAGGUGCCACAGAAAGUUCUGGUUGCCAUUUGGAAAACCACGUACACUCGUCAACUACUGAUGUGCUGCAGAAUAUCUUGUUCUCAUCAAAUGAUUCAUGGCAUGCAAACGAGAAGUUACCGUUAGAUCACUUUACUGCAUUACCCGAAGAUGAGCGCAUUAAGGAACUGCAAAGUACUGCUAGUGAGAUAUCACUAGAGCUUAAUGAUGCUGUACGAGCACUUGGUGAUCUCCACUUGAAGCACAGACAGCUGACAGAGAAGCACCAUGAAGAGAGAUAUUUAAAUGCUCGAAGCAAAGCUGAACAGAAACGCCUUAAAGUGGAGUUGGCAAGUGCUGCUGCUGAGUUGGAAGAAAGCAACCACAAAUUGGCAGUUCUCAAAGCACAGGGAGACACGACACAUGGAACUCCAAUCUUAUUUCCAACUUUAGGAAAUAAAAGCUUCCCUCAGGAUAAUGUCAGAGACAAACAAAAGGAAUUGCAGGAUCUAGGGGCUUCUCACAAGGAGUUUACGGGUCUGAUUUCACAACGCCUGGCGGAAAUAAGGAGACUUCAUGAAGAGAGAAUUGAAAUUUUGAACAAGUUGGCUACUUUUCAGAACAUUUUGACGGAUUUGAAGAGCAUUUCUUCUUCAAAAGCUUUCCAAGUUCUGAAGGAUCAACUCCAGAAGUCACAAGCAGAGUUGGACCACUGCCGGACACUAUUAGAGAAAUUACAGGUUAAUAAGGAUAAAUUGAUAUGGCAAGAAAGGGAAAUUAAUGUAAAAGUUGAUCUGUCUGGAAUUCCUCAUAGGGUAUCUCUCAAUUGUGAGUCAACCCUUGCAGUUUUAGAUCAGAAUCUACGGAAAGUAGUUGAUGAAAAGAAUAUGCUUGCACUGAAACUUGAAGAAUCUUCGAGAGAACCUGGUCGGAACCAAACCAUAUCAGAAUUUAAAGCGCUGGUGUCAUCACUGCCAGAAGAAAUGGGCGCUAUGCAAACUGAACUAUCUAAGUACAAGGAUGAUGCUUCAGAAUUGCAUUCUUUACGAGCUGAAGUUCGCUCCAUUUCUGAUAUUCUGGCUAGAAAUGAGCAUGCCAUCAACGAAUCAUUAUGUAAAUCCACUCGUGCUGGACCUGAAGCAAGGGAUCUACGGUCCAGGGUUCGUGAACUAAGGCAAACGAAUUGCGAGUUAAAGCUCUUUGUGGAAAUGUAUAAGCGCGAAUCUACUGAUUCAAGAGAUGUGCUGGAGUCGAAAGAUAGAGAAUACUGUGAAUGGGCUCGUGCCCAUAGCCUCAAAUCUUCUCUUGAUGAUAGUAGGCUAGAACAGCGUGUUAAGGCAGCCAUCGAAGCUGAAGCAACGUCUCAGCAGAGACUAGCAAGUGGUGAAGCUCAGAUUGCUGAAUUAAGGGGGAAGAUGGAGAGUGCCAGAAGAGAUAUUGGUAGUUUAUCUGAAUUAUUGAAAUCAAAGCAUGAAGAAGGUGAAGCGUACCUGUCAGAGAUUGAGAGUAUUGGGCAAGCAUAUGAAGAUAUACAAACACAAAAUCAACAAUUGCUACAGCAAAUUAUCGAGAGAGAUGACCACAAUACAAAGAUCUUUAUGGAAGGCGUUAAGGUGAAACAGGCACAGGAUACUUUGCAUUUAGAGUUAUGCAAUCUGAACAGGAAUUUACGGCAGGCAAAGGGUUUGAUGGAUCUGUACAAAGAUAAAAUCGCCCAGUUAGACGACAAGUUAAAAGUUUGGUCAGAGCAGACAGCGAGACUUUCGGAGGAUGGACGGCGACAUUCUGUUUCUUCAGGCAAUGCUCAAAGAAAGCUGGCGGAUGUAUUGGGAGAGGCUCAACAAUUGAGACAGUCCAUGGAUCAAGUACAAUCCAAUGUUGGGAGGAGUCGACUAGGAGUUGCUGGGCUUCUUGUAGAACUAGAGAAGGAUAGGUUUAGUAAGAGGAGAACUGAGGAUGAUUUGGAAUCGUUAUCAAGGAAAGCUAGUUCUCUUAGAGCAAAGACAGAGGGAUCGUCGGUGUUGGAAAAGGUUCAUCAGGAGGUGAAUGAGUACAGGGGAAUAUUGAAAUGUGGUGUCUGUCGCGACCGACAGAAAGAGGUCGUGAUUACCAAGUGCUACCAUCUUUUCUGCAACGACUGUAUACAGAAGUUGCUCAGAAACCGCCAGCGAAGGUGCCCUUCCUGUGCAUUAAGCUUUGGGGCUAAUGAUGUGAAGCCGAUUUAUAUAUGAUGCAGCGGUGGCAGCUGUCGUGGGUCAUCUAGGACAAGUGACUGAACGCCCCAUGUUUGGGGUUCUUGGUGGCAUGAUCCUUCAGUUGGAAAUUGUAGCUUAAAUUUCUGCAAGGCGGACCCAUAGCAUACGUUAGGCUGCCGGCACAAUGCCUGUGGCUUAUGCUAUGCAAGUGUGGCUUCCCGCUCCUUUGUAAAGUGUGGAAUUUUCUUGUUGAAAUAGCUGCUAGUCUUAGCUUGCAUAUACAAUGUGUUAUUUUGCUUGACAUAUCCAAGGAUGAGGAGUUUGUGACUCCGAAAACAUACCAUAGGUUGUAUUGACAUAUAUGGAUGGAUUGUAGUUCCUUUUGUUGUAGGUGAUGUUGAGUAUGUAGCUUUUGGCCGUUCGUUUCA